AGAGACAAACCUUCCUCGGUCAAGCACCGCUGGCAAUGGACACCUGUCUAUCAUGUGGUGAACAGCUGGACAAUAAGUGUGAAGACAAUAUGAUUGUUGAUGGCUUCAUUUUGACAAGUGGUUAUAGAAGCGGACAAGAUGUUACCAAACCUUACAAAGACCCUAGUGUCUCCACAAUGGGAAAAUGCAGUCAUGGUGGUCCGAGGGACGAGAGCAGUUCAUCAGUGGCAGCCCUGGGGGGAAUCAACAAAGACUCCACCCUCGUGUCCCUGUCUCCCCACAGUCAUCUCCACCAGGUGGCAGCACAGGCAGCCAUUGAACACACCUCGUACUUCUUUGAUGAUGAAGAAUACGGAAUCAGGGGUAUCAUCGGGACCGACAAGUUCAACAAGUUACUUCAGCUGAAAUCUAGAGCCUCGCUUGCAUUCAUUAUAGACUAUUCUGGCUCCAUGAGCGAUGACAUUGCAGGACUUAAGUCUGUCUCUCGGGAUAUCAUAUCAAGUACGAUUGGGACCUUGGAGGAACCAGCAAACUUCAUUUUCUCCCUCUUCAAUGACCCGUUGUCACUGAACAUGAUUUACACGACUGCUGAUGGGAAUGAUGCCCUGCGAUAUCUGGACGAGAUCAGGGUCUUUGGUGGCGGCGAUUGCCCAGAAUACGCUAUGACUGGACUCGUAAACGCUCUGGCUGUCUGCAAUUACAACUCCGACCUAUACUUCUUCACGGAUGCCUCUGCUAAAGAUGCAUAUUUUGGAGUCACAGUAUUGUCACUAGCCAUCUUGAAAAGAGUUGAACUGGAGUUUGUAUUGACCGGUGAUUGUGCUCGGCGGAAGCGCUCGACAGAGGGCGGUGAUAACAGGAACCGCCGGUACAGACGUUCCACGGACGGUGAGGAUUUAUACAGGAGGCUAGCCACAGCUACUGGAGGCUCCGUCUACGUCACAAGCAAGGCAGGCAUCGCCAAGGUCGCUGAAAUUAUAAAGGAAUCAGUUAAAACGUCUUCUGUCACUAUCAUCAAAACAUCUCUACCAGCUUCUGACGAGAACGUCACCUUUCCUGUGGACCAGACCAUUCGCCAAGCUACAGUCAAGAUUAUAGCAUUGGACAGAACGACGCCCGUGUAUAAACUAUAUACACCUGACAAUACCGAGGCUACGUCCAAUGUAACUGUGUCUGACCUUGGAGAUGGAAUACUUUUGGUCAAGGUUGAGGUGUGUACAUUUUUCCUGCAGUUUUUACGCUAUCAGGUCACUACUAGACGAAACACGCUUUGUCCACACUGUGGAUAUAUCAAGCGCCUUGACCAAUAACUGAACUUAUCUGCC
Molecule: messenger RNA, 1325 nt
Organism: Haliotis rubra (blacklip abalone)
Lineage: Eukaryota; Metazoa; Mollusca; Gastropoda; Lepetellida; Haliotidae
Product: von Willebrand factor A domain-containing protein 7-like
Exons: 9
Coding region: 36-1310 (424 amino acids)
Source: RefSeq, a predicted model, not a curated record